Molecule: messenger RNA, 855 nt
Organism: Lichtheimia ornata
Lineage: Eukaryota; Fungi; Mucoromycota; Mucoromycetes; Mucorales; Lichtheimiaceae
Exons: 5
Coding region: 1-855 (284 amino acids)
Source: RefSeq, a predicted model, not a curated record
AUGUCAGAUCAACCUGCCAACCCAAUCACACGCAACGAUGCGGCUCGUGUCGAUAUGGAUCCUGAACGAUUGGAGCAGCACAUUAAGCGGGCACAGGAAGCGAUUGCCAAUGACAAGAAGGAAGUGCCGGAAUUUUGGGUCAACAAGUACAAGCGAGAAGCAGCCAAAAACUGGGACCUCUUUUACAAGCGUAACACCAACAAGUUUUUCAAAGACCGGCAUUGGACUGACCGAGAGUUUGAGGAGCUUGCUUACAAGGCUGAUCAACAAGAGCAGCUCAAAUGCCUCGAAGUUGGUUGUGGUACUGGCAGCUUUAUCUAUCCAGCUUUGGCAGAGAAUCCCAAUCUUUUCAUCUAUGCAUGCGAUUUCUCCAAACGAGCUGUUGACUUGGUCAAGAGCAAUGAGCAAUAUCAAGAAGGCCGAUGCAAAGCAUUCACUUGCGAUUUGACGGCGGAUGCAUUGACGGAUAAUAUUCCUGCCGCUAGCUUGGAUUUGGUAUCAGCAUUGUUUGUAUUCUCAGCCAUCCCAUCCGAGAAAAUGGAAGCAGCCAUCAAGAACAUAUACAAAGUAUUGAAGCCUGGUGGAUGUGUGCUUUUCCGCGAUUAUGGUCUUUACGAUGAGGCACAAAUCAAGUUUAGCGUGGCAUCGGACAAGAAAUUGGAUGACAACCUUUAUGUGCGACAGGAUGGCACCAUGAGCUAUUUCUUUUCAGUGGAAGAUCUUGCAUCACGAUUCGAAUCGGCUGGUUUCAAGACCCUCAAGAACGAUUAUAUCUACCGUGAGACCACCAACCGGAGGCUCGAGAUGAAUGUGGAUCGUAUCUUUGUGCAAGCCAAAUUCCAAAAGCCAUUGUAA